This is a messenger RNA of Oncorhynchus nerka (sockeye salmon), 4122 nucleotides long. Its product is annotated as ribonucleoprotein PTB-binding 1-like. Gene Ontology annotation, cellular component: nucleus. The record is from RefSeq and is a predicted model, not a curated record. Gene Ontology annotation, molecular function: RNA binding. NCBI's taxonomy places the organism in Eukaryota, Metazoa, Chordata, Actinopteri, Salmoniformes, Salmonidae.
CAAAUCUGACGGUGUUGUCAGUUUCAGAAAACUUUCAGGCAAAGGUGAUGGCGGCCGCGGUGUCCGUUAGCGCAGCUGGCAGAGAAGAAAAUCCAAAUGCAGGGCCCAAUUUCGCUAGCCGUCCACUUCACGAAAACUAUGACCCCGCUGUCGAACACGAGAAUUGGGUGUCCAGGGAUCCCGAACUCGAGCCCAGUGAUGGGGGUGCAUCAUCGGACAACGAGUGUCAGCGAAGGGUCGAUGAAGAGUUGACGACGCUUAGCCCUGAAGAGAUUGAGAGGCGCUUGGACAGAACUCGUCGAGAGUUUUACAAUCGCCGGAAAAUCAUAAUUAAAAACCUGCCAUCCGAUGUUAGCAAUCAGGAGGUACAUGAGCUGUUGCGCAGCUAUGACUUGAAGUACUGCUUUGUGGACAAAUACAAGGGAACAGCUUUUGUCACACUGCUCCAUGGGGAGCAGGCACAAUGUGCCAUCAAAGAGUUCCACCAGCACAUGCUGCGGGAGCGGGAGAUCUCUGUGCAGCUGCAGCCCACCGACGCGCUGCUGUGCAUCGCCAACCUGCCCCACGCUUUCUCCCAGCAGCAGUUUGAGGAGCUGGUGAGACCCUUCGGCAACCUAGAGCGCUGCUUCCUGGUCCACAGCGCCUCCACUGGCCACUCCAAGGGCUACGGCUUCGUGGAGUACAUGAAGAAGGACUCUGCGGCUAGGGCUAAGUCUGAGCUGCUGGGGAAGCAGCUGGGCUCCAGGAUGCUGUACGUCCACUGGACUGAGGUGGGCUCCCUCACCUACCCCCUGCUGCACUCCAGGUGUCUCUGUGUGGACCGUCUGCCCCCCAGCCUGCUGACCGCCCAGGACCUCAGCAAUGCCCUGGCCGACACGCACGCACCCAUCUUCUGCCAGUUGGCUCAGGGCCAGGAUGACAGUUUCCGGCGGUUUGCCAUGUUGGAGUUCUCCUCGGCAGAGAUUGCUGAGCAGGUGCAGAGAGAGGCUGACGGCAGGGCGCUAGGUGGGACCCACAUCCGCGUCUCCUUCUGUGCCCCUGGACCCCCGGGAAGGAGCAUGCUGGCUGCCCUCAUCGCUGCCCAGACCAUGGCCCUGAACCGAGGGAAAGGUCUCCUCCCUGAGCCCACAGCCAUGCAGAUCCUCACAGGCCUCAGUAACCCUGCCACCCUCAAGAUGCUGCUCAACCCCCUCACCCAGGGCAGGAAACAAGGUCUCCUUGGUGCUGCUCCCACCAUGCCGCUGCUGGCUAACCCCGCCCUCUCUGCUGCUCUGCUCCAGCUCCUCCUCCAGAACCAGGCCCAAGUUCAACAGCAAGCCUUUUUGGGAAAUCAUCUUCUCUGGGCUCAGGUGCUGCACAAUAAAGAGAAUCGACUACUUCCCUGUGCAGGACUGAUGGGGGACAACCUUCUGGCUGCUAUGCCUCUCCAGCAGGGAGUCCAUCUGCUGGGAGACCAGCCUCAAGGCGGUGUGGUUCCAUCCCUGGGCCUCCAGUCAGACCCUAUGGGUCCCUUAAACCCCCACUCUAUGGGUCACCCCCUGGGCAGAGAGUCCCCUACCAGCUUCUCCCAGAACCCCUCCCCCACUCUCCAGGGCAUGUCCAUCUCCCAUCUGGGUGGUGUGAUGGGGGCAGAGGGGCCUACACCACCUGGGGUGUCCAUACUAGGACACCCUCCCAAUGAUGGGAAUCUUCCCCAGGACCCAUUCAAUGUCCACAGCCUGUUCCCAUCCCCAGGCGCCAACUGCAGGCCCCACCCUUACAGGAAGAGACCAGCGCUAGGCAACUCAUCCAACCAGCGCACACAGAACAUCCACUGUAACUACAGGCUGCGCUACCAGGAGUCCUACACCCCAGACUACCCCCCAAUACACCAGGAUCCUCUGGGCCAUCUGUAUGAACAGCAGGAGGCUCUGGACACUGGAGCUCUGGCAGGGUUCGGACAGCAGUGGUUUGGUCACCCCGGCUACAGUGAGCAGGCCUCCUCCCGCUAUAGUUACCCCCCCAGCCCGCCCUCGUCUUCCUACUACAGCUCUGUGGCACCUGGCCCCGGCAGCCUCCCCUCCAGCCAUCUCAACAAGGCUGUGGGCAUGCCUCCUGUUAGCCACUCGAACAUGUACCCAUCUGGUCUGGGGAUGAAGACUCCCAUUGGUGGUCACAAGCGUCUGAUCCCGUCUCCAGAGCCCAGCCCAGAAGGCUACGUGGGACAACACUCCCAGGGCCUUGGGGGCCACUAUGCUGACUCCUACCUGAAACGCAAGCGUAUCUUCUAAUGGAAACCAAUCAACGCUUCUUGUACGAGAUGCCAGUUAACAGCCAGGAGAUGGCUCCACCCCCCCCCACGGAGCUCCUCCAAUCAGCUUUUAGGUUUGGGCUUGGCGGUCCAGUGGUCUCGCACUUGUGUUCCUGCCAGCGACCCCCUGGAGCGCGCUGGGGUUGCAGCCUGUCGCUAAUCGGGACAUAACAAUGCGUGCCAGUGUAUGGGAGUUUUGAUGUUUUUUUUUUGUAAAUAUAUGAUUUCAGUGCUUGUAAAUGAAGUUUUAUCCUUUUUAUGUCUUAUUUUUUUCUAUCAGGAAAUCCCUUUGUUUACACACUGGGAGUUACCUUGUACUAUAAGAAAAGAAUUAACAUCUGAUUUCAGGUCUUUUUUUUCUCUUCUGCGUAUUCCCUUCAUUGAUUGGCUAAGCACUUUUUAUUUUAAUUUUUAUAUUUUGUAUUAGUUUUUCUUCCUGUUGUGAUGGUGUCAACGAACGGGUUUCUAUUUUAAAAAGUUUUGCCUCCCGAUAUUUUUGUAUAUAGUUAAUUAGUUUGUUUGAUGGGAUGUUUUAAUUUUUUUGAGCGCCUUCCUCCUACAGGGAUUAUGUGCCGACUGUCUGGACAGGAUUCAGGCCUUUACUUGGAUUCACGUAGAUCUGUGUAGCAGUACUGCCUUUCUGUCUUUUGGAAAAACUGUCCCCUUAGACAACUAGUCUGGAAUAUGCUGUUUUCAACCCUUCACUCUUCUACCCCUCCGUCUCAUUUGGGAGCCUGUUCUCUACACUGAAUGUUUGUUGUUGCACUUGGAGGACACGGGCAGAUCACAAUUCUCCAGGUUUGUUGAAUUUCUACGGUUCUCACUCGUUUCCCCCCCCAUUCUGUUCUCUGCAGAAUCUUGUAUAUUCUGUGUUGACGUGAGCUCUGUCGGCUGAGUAUUUGCAUCUCAACCACCAUGGCACCUGAUUUGCUCUUGUUCGUUCGGAGGGGAUGGUAGCUGUGCCUUAUCCAGACUUUAAUAUCUACAGAUUAUGACAGUAAGCAGGGACAUCUGUGGCCUCUGUCCACCCAGAGCCUAAACAUUAAUUAACUGUACUAUCAUUUAUUAAUGAGCCAUGGCUAGGUUGGCUCCCCUGUGGCUGUCCCUCCCCUGUAGACCAGCAGGGGGCGCUGUUGAUCCUCAGGCUAUACUGAAAUUAAAUCAAGCUUGACAGUUUCACACUGAUGGCUGACAAACUGAAACGGGUAGAAUUUCCAUCCAGUUUUCCAGUCCAGGAGAAGUUGACUUCCAAUCUGAAGUAUUAAUACGAUGGGAGUGUCCAAUGACUCUUAACAGGUGUUUACUAGGUCUGCCUCGGAAGGUUUGCAUGGAAAUUAAGCUUAUGAUUGGUGGUCAGUGAUUGAAUUCUUAGUCUGUGAAGAAUAAUCUGGUUGACAUUUUGAUUGUGAUCACCAUUACCUCUUGACUUCUGAUGGGAACUGCAAUUACACUUGAGCCUUAACAGUCCCCCCCCCCUCUGUCAUCUCAUCUUCCCCUCUGUGGGCUUUCUGACGACAUCCCUUUGUUUUUGCCGUGUACAUACUUUAAAGCUUGAUCAUUCUGAGUCCUAAACUCUUGUUUUCUCAAUCAUAUCUUUGGCCUCUGGUCUGUUUUAAGAUUGAAACUGCUGCUCAAUAUUUUGUGUUUUUUAGUGACCAUUACCAAGUGCAGCCACCUGUCUGGUGGUAGAUUUCCCCAUGUUUUGUAUAGACCAACAGGUGCUGCUCGAUGAUAUGAAUUAAGAUUGCUUUUGUUUUUCCUCAUACAUGCUGUCUGUCAUCUGUACUGCCACAUGUGUCUGUUUUGGCGCAAGUAAAUGUUAUUUAAUUAAA